Messenger RNA from Helianthus annuus (common sunflower), 1181 nucleotides. Its product is annotated as phosphatidylglycerophosphate phosphatase 1, chloroplastic. The record is from RefSeq and is a predicted model, not a curated record. The transcript is spliced from 5 exons. NCBI's taxonomy places the organism in Eukaryota, Viridiplantae, Streptophyta, Magnoliopsida, Asterales, Asteraceae. Gene Ontology annotation, molecular function: phosphatidylglycerophosphatase activity. The coding region runs from base 48 to 1070 and encodes 340 amino acids.
UUCUAUUCAUGCUAUCAUGUUUAUAAUAAUAACACCCUCAUAAUAAAAUGUUGUAUACACUCUCUCCCCCACAUCACAUUUCCCAUUGUUGCUUCCUUACUAACCCAAUCAACCUUCAUUCAUCACAUCGACAUCAUCAUCAUCUUCGUCACCGUCCGUCAAACCCCAGAAUUCGCUCAUCCCCUUCCUCCACCGGAAUCUUUUACUCUCUUCCCGCCAUUGAUGAACACCAAAAUCAUCAAAAUCAACAUCAUGACAUUAAUGACAGUGAGUUCUUUAAUCAAUUUUACAACUCUUCUUCCGUUAAUCUGAACAACCCACCAAGGGAAUGCGAAAUUGAACAAGAUAGAGAUAGAGAUAGGGGUGAAUCUAGUAGCGGCAUUUUCACAAACAUGUGGUGGGCAGACUUAAAAGCAGCGGUAGGGCAGAGGAUUAACGUCAAAGGGAUUCUUUUUACGGUUUCGGUGAUUACUAGACAUAGAAAUUGGAUGAUACCUCAUGUAUGGGUGCCUGAUGUAAGGUAUAUUGAUUGGGCUGCAUUGAAGAGAAAGGGGUUUGAAGGUGUUGUGUUUGAUAAGGAUAAUACUCUUACUGUUCCUUACUCUUUGGGUUUGUGGGGGCCGCUUACCGCGUCUGUCGAGUCUUGUAAAUCUGUGUUUGGGAAUAAUAUUGCGGUUUUUAGCAACUCUGCUGGACUUGAGGAGUAUGAUCCUGAUGGCCGGAAAGCUAGGGCUGUUGAGUUUGCCAUCGGAAUUCGAGUAAUUCGACAUAAGAUGAAGAAACCGGGUGGUUCAACCGAAGAAAUUGAAAGACAUUUUGGAUGUGAUUCGUCAAAGCUCAUUAUGGUGGGUGAUCGUCCUUUCACAGAUAUCGUCUAUGGAAACAGAAACGGGUUUCUUACUAUAUUAACUUCCCCGUUGAGUCUUACAGAGGAGACCUUCAUUGUUAAGCAGGUACGUAAGAUCGAACUAGUUCUUUUGAACUGGUGGUUGAGAAAGGGCCUAAAGCCAGCCAAUCCGAGGCUUCUUCCAGACGCUUUGGAUUGCGUGAAGGAACCACCACCUGUUUAAGGCAUGAUGUAGAAACUAGAAAAUGAGGAUUUGAAAUCGUUUUAUGUGGCGCAAGCUGCCUAUGUAUGAUUCUUUUGUUACCUUAUUAUAAUUAGAGAGUGUUUGGGAUUA